Molecule: messenger RNA, 3339 nt
Organism: Penicillium taxi
Lineage: Eukaryota; Fungi; Ascomycota; Eurotiomycetes; Eurotiales; Aspergillaceae
Product: pectin lyase-like protein
Exons: 1
Coding region: 1-3339 (1112 amino acids)
Biological process (GO): cell wall modification
Molecular function (GO): pectinesterase activity
Source: RefSeq, a predicted model, not a curated record
AUGCCUGGUACCUACACAGAGCAAAUAUCUGUCAACAGAAAAGGAAAGGUCACCCUUCGAGGCAUGACUUCAUUUUCCAACGAUUUUACGAAGAAUUCUGUCACAAUAGAGAACGCCAAUGGAGUAUCGAUCCAAACCGGGGAUGAUGAGAAGACACCGAUAAUCAAGAUCCAAAAUAGCAACUCCGAUUCAUCGGUGGCUCUUUACAAUAUAAAUUUCAAGAAUACUUUUCCUCAAUCAACUGACACGGUUGCGCUCACUGCAGACUUCAGCGGUUUCAUUGCCGCCUACGGCUGCGCCUUUAUUGGAUAUCAGCAUACGCUUUUUGCAAAAUCUGGCAAGCAGAUUUUCUCAAACAGCUACAUUGAAGGAUCUGGCGACUUCAUAUACGGCCUCUCCACUGUCUAUUUACAUCAAUCUUACAUUGCCACAAACACUCCUGGUGGUUCUAUCUCGGCCCAAGGCCGCUCCUCGGCGACCACGGAUGGAGGAUUUGUCUUUGACGCUUCCUUAGUAACAUUUACCGAUUCGUAUGGUACCAGAUUAGGAAAAACUUAUUUGGGAAGACCAAUGGCUGAUUACAGCCGAGUCAUCUACAUGAACUCAUACCUGGACGGGCAUCUCAAUGCGGCUGGAUGGACUAAAUGGUCACCAGACGCUCCUCAUACUAAGCAUGUGACUUUCGGUGAAUACAACAACUCAGGACCUGGGCAAUCAUCUGGUAGCCGCUCGAACUUUUCUACUCAGCUGGUCGAAGAUCAACUUGGUCCUUUUUCAUUAUCAAAUUGGAUUGGUGAUACUUCGUGGUUGGAUAUGACUGCCUUCAGCUACACUCCAUCAUAUAGUGUGGAAAAUGCAGAUUUGAUCAUUCCAGUCGCGCCUUCUACUGCAUCCUCUACUGGGCCCUCUACAGGGUCUUCAUCUGAAUCUGCAACAGGGUCUGCAACGACCACUCCAACUGCAACGUCAGCCGCCCCUGCCAAAGGAGGUCAUCCAUCCACUGGAACAAAGCCGCCGCCUGGCUCUGCUUUAGUUUCGAUGUCAGGGGCGAUUGAUGGCUCAUAUUCAAGUCUCACCUCAGCUUUAGCUUCUUUGCCCUCAGACAACACAACACAAAUCAUCUUCAUCUACCCGGGCACAUACAAUGAGCAGGUACCUACAAUAGAUCGAGAUGGACCAGUCACGAUCAUUGGGUAUACGAGCAAAGAGCCGGGUAGAAGCUUUGUUGGCAAUGAAGUCACGAUUACCUUCUCAGCUGGGAUUUCAGUCACACCAGUAUUGAGUCACACCAAUGGAGAGACUGCCACUAUUUCUACUGCCUCUAAGAUGAUUGCAAUGUAUAACAUCAAUGUGAUAAAUACAGACAAUUCUGAUGGAUCGAAUCCAUCCUAUGUGACAAUUGCAGCCUCUGUCUUUGGAUCUCAUGUUGGAUUUUACGGAUGCAGCUUUAUAGGCUGGAAGGACACUCUUCUCACUGGAGGAGCUCUGGAUUAUCAAUAUUAUGAGUCCUCUUACAUUGAAGGAGCAGUUGACGCUAUUACUGGUCCCUCAAAAGCGUACUUCAAAGGCUGCACACUUGGAGCAAAGGGGAAGAAUUCCGCCUUGACAGCUCAGGGCCGAGGAAGUCCUACUGCCAUAGGCGGCUAUAUCUUUGACCAAUGCCUCUUUGAUGUUGCCAAAAACUCGAAACCUGGACUGAAACAGUCUGUCUAUCUCGGUCGGCCAUACAGUGACUAUGCGUUAGUCGUGGUCAAAAAUUCUUACAUCACUGACGGUAUUAAUCCCUCAGGAUGGACUCUCUCGAGUGAAGAUGAGCAUCGUGUCCAGCAUGUGACUUUUGCCGAGUACCAGAACUUUGGUCAGGGUAGCUGGGAAAAUAACAGAGAUGCUCGGGAGAAGUUUGGACAUUGCGAACUACUAAGUUCAGAUAGCUAUCCUCUAGAAAAAGUCAUGGACUCAACGGAUUGGAUCGACAUGACAUAUUGGGACUCGAUAGUCACCCCCUCUCCAUCAGGAAAACCUGGAAGCUUUUCGGCCACAUCACCUUCAUCUUUGUCUACUGAUUCAACAACAUCGUCUCAAUCUGCCCCUCCUGGUACGGAAGUUCCAGCUUCUUCGGUACGCUCAGCCUCAUCUUCUUCCGAUGAAACAAACACCGUGACCGUUGUUGUAACAACUAGCUCUACUUUUUUGACAACAACAAUCAUUGCCAGUACAACAUCGACAGUUCAGUCAACCAAGUCACUUGAUAUAACCCUCGAUGCGGUGACAACGACAACGACAAAACAGUCAAGAGAGAUCACCACUGUCACUAUCACUAAACCAACGACCAAGACUCGAAGCUUAACCAAGACAGUGGAUGCUAGCUUCAUACUGACCCCGACACCGAUCACAGAAACAAAGACUGUGAACGGCAAACAAGUUUUCAAGACUGUUACGGCAGAGAAAGCUACUGAGGUAGUGACAGAUAAGACAUCGACAACCAAAUUUAUCACCAAACUGUCCAAGGUCACAUCUACUCAAACUGUUACCAGAACGAGCAUCAAAACUCCCAUCACUCAAGAAACAACAAUAGUCACGUCCACGAUUACUGUCACCAUCGGUUUAGGGGGAUCAAUCAUUAAGCCGGGCACAGAAACCACUAUUUAUUCAGGUACAACUGUCACCGAAACUAGCACAUCGAGAAUAACGACUACUCUCAGCUGUCUUCCGGCUCUUAGAGUAGUCCCACGGGAUAUUGAAAUCGCCAACGUCGCUGCCAAGACAACCCAUACAGAGUACUCGACGCGUCUAAAGACAUCAACGGUCACACUCACAGCCUCUAUGACCUUCAUCACGACGACUACCACCAAAACAAUCACUCAUGCACCCACAACAAUAACCAAUACUGAGACUUUAGUGGCCACUCAGACAUCAUCUGUCACCAUUUCUCAGGGCACCGUGUACACCACCAUCACCUCGACAUUUUCUAAGAGCAUCUUGAAAACUUUGAUCCCAUCAACGUCAACUUUGACUGCUACGGCAGCAGAUAGUACGACGACAACAACGGUUGCAGGUUUAGUCGAAACAACAACGGACCACACAACCAUAACUGUCGAGUCAACCGCCAAUGCAGCCGUUUCAACUGUGAUGGACACGAAAACUACUGUUUUCCAGAGUACUAUUCCACUACCAGUGCUCACAUCUACAAAAAUUGAAACAACGAUUUUUAGUUCAACGCCAUCUGUCACCAUCACAUAUCACGCAACUUCUACCAAGACGACAACGGUGAAGAUUACCUCUACCACAAUCAGUACAGUUACCAAAACGGCUAGCGAAGCCACAGCAUGCACUGCUUAA